AGGUCAGGCGUCGCGACGCCGACGUCUUCUACCGGCUGAUCGAUUCUCCAGGCCACUUCCUCGUGCCACUGCAAACCUAAUUUUCCGUCGCCGGAAUCGUGUUGUCUCGACUAAGAGUUUUUCUGUAUUGCCUCCUUGGUCCUAAAUGCGCCGUUUUGCGGGAAAAUAUGGAUCCCAGGUCGAUUAGUGUGUAUGUCAUGUGAACAGGGUGCAUUUGGCAACCAGCUUUGCUGGUGUAUAAAAUAUGACGACAGACAUUAGUAUAGUAAGGUGGGACCCCACCUUACAGCAAGAAAUAGUAGAAGAUUACGAAUACGAUGGCGGAAACUCGUCAUCCCGACUUUUCGAAAGAUCUCGCAUCAAAGCUUUAGCAGACGAAAGAGAAAGUGUUCAGAAGAAGACUUUCCAAAAAUGGGUAAAUUCGCAUUUAGUUCGGGUAAACUCCCGCAUCACAGACUUAUACUGCGAUCUAAGAGACGGAAAGAACUUAAUAAAACUACUAGAAGUAUUAUCGGGCGAGAGACUGCCCAGACCCACGAAGGGUAAAAUGCGCAUCCACUGCCUGGAGAAUGUCGAUAAGGCACUACAAUUUCUUAGAGAGCAACGUGUUCACUUAGAGAAUAUGGGGUCCCACGAUAUAGUAGACGGAAACCCACGCUUAUCGCUUGGUCUCAUCUGGACCAUAAUCCUCCGCUUCCAAAUCCAAGACAUCACGAUCGAAGAGACCGACAACCAGGAGACGAAGUCUGCCAAGGACGCGCUCCUCCUGUGGUGCCAGAUGAAGACCGCCGGCUACCACAACGUCAACGUUAGGAACUUCACCACCUCCUGGCGCGACGGUCUCGCUUUCAAUGCACUCAUCCACAAACAUCGUCCCGAUUUGAUACACUUCGAUAAACUGUCCAAGUCGAACCCGAUGCACAACUUAAACAACGCUUUCAACGUAGCCGAGGACAAAUUAGGGCUAACGAAACUCCUGGACGCCGAAGACGUGUUCGUAGAGCAGCCGGACGAGAAGUCCAUUAUCACUUACGUCGUUACUUACUACCACUACUUCAGCAAGAUGAAGCAAGAAACGGUACAAGGAAAACGUAUCGGCAAGGUCGUCGGUAUCGCCAUGGAAAACGAAAGGAUGAUCAAGGAGUACGAAUCCCUCACCAGCGAUUUACUGGCUUGGAUAGAAGCCACCAUACAAGCUCUAGGCGAACGAAGAUUUGCCAACAGCCUCACCGGCGUUCAAGCGCAGCUGGCACAGUUCAACAAUUAUCGAAUAGUAGAAAAACCGCCGAAGUUCGUCGAGAAAGGUAACUUGGAAAUCCUCCUGUUCACCCUUCAGUCGAAGAUGCGGGCGAACAAUCAACGGCCAUACACCCCUAAGGAGGGUAAAAUGAUUUCGGACAUUAACAAGGCGUGGGAAAGAUUAGAAAAGGCCGAACACGAGCGCGAAUUGGCGCUCAGAGAGGAAUUGAUCCGCCAGGAGAAAUUGGAACAACUAGCCGCUAGGUUUAACAGGAAAGCCAGCAUGCGAGAGACGUGGUUGAGCGAAAAUCAAAGGCUCGUCUCGCAAGACAACUUCGGGCAAGAUUUGGCCGCCGUCGAAGCGGCUGCUAAGAAACACGAAGCCAUCGAAACCGACAUCUUUGCGUACGAAGAGAGAGUACAAGCCGUCGUGUCGGUGGCCGCCGAGCUGGAAGCGGAAAAUUACCACGACAUGGAGAGAAUCAACGCCAGGAAAGAAAACGUACUGCGCCUCUGGAAUUACCUCUUGGAAUUGCUUAGAGCACGUAGGAACCGCUUAGAUUUGUCACUUCAGCUGCAACAGAACUUCCAGGAGAUGUUGCACAUUCUAGAUGCCAUGGAGGAAUUGAAAGCUAGGUUGCUUACCGACGAUUACGGUAAACAUCUCAUGGGCGUCGAGGACCUCCUUCAGAAACACAACCUCCUCGAAGCCGAUAUUAACAUCCUCGGAGACAGGGUUAAGGCAGUCGCCAGCCAAUCGCAGAGAUUCGUCGACGUCGAAAAUGAGGAAGGUUACAAACCUUGUGAUCCUUCGUUGGUUCUGGAACGAGUACAACAAUUAGAAGAGGCAUACGCACAACUGGUGCGUCUGGCGGUGGAACGUAGAUCGCGCCUUGAAGAAAGUAAGAAAUUAUGGCAGUUCUACUGGGAUAUGGCAGAUGAAGAUAACUGGAUCAAAGAAAAGGAACAGAUCGUGUCUACGUCCGAUAUUGGUCACGACCUAACUACUGUUAAUUUGCUAUUGAGCAAACAUAAGAUCUUAGAAAAUGAACUGUCUGCACACGAACCUCAGCUUGAGGCGGCUCUUGGAGUCGGCGAAGAAUUAAUAAACGGCGGUCAUUUCGGCGCUGAGAAGAUUCAAGAGAGGCUUACUGAAAUCCGCGAUGCUUGGAAGCACCUGCUUGAUUUGGCCGCUUAUCGUAGAAAGCGAUUGGAAGAAGCAGUUGACUAUCACCAAUUAUUCGCCGACGCCGACGAUAUCGACAUUUGGAUGUUGGAUACGCUCAGAUUAGUUUCCAGUGAAGAUGUAGGCAGAGAUGAAGGAAACGCGCAAUCCCUCCUCAAAAAACACAAAGAUGUCACUGAAGAGCUUAAAAAUUACGUGAGCGUCAUCGACGCAUUGCACCAACAAGCCGAAGCUUUGGGCCCAGAAGUUGCUAACUCACCAGAAGUGUCUCAGAGGCUGGCUUCUAUUGACAAUAGAUACAAGGAGCUUUUGGAAUUGGCUAAAUUGAGAAAACAACGCUUACUAGACGCCCUUUCCUUGUACAAACUUCUCUCCGAAAGCGACGGUGUGGAACAAUGGAUCAGCGAGAAGGACCGCAUGUUGCAGACUAUGAUCCCCGCAAGGGACAUCGAGGAUGUGGAAAUCAUGAAACACCGUUACGACGGUUUCGAAAAAGAAAUGAACGCAAAUGCUUCUCGCGUUGCCGUCGUCAAUCAACUUGCACGCCAGUUAUUGCACGUGGAACACCCCAACUCGGAACAAAUCACCGCCAGACAGAAUCAGCUCAAUCAGAAGUGGGCGGAAUUACGCGAAAAGGCUGAAGCUAAAAGGGAAGAACUCAACUCGGCCCACGGUGUACAAACCUUCCACAUUGAAUGUCGGGAGACUAUCACCUGGAUCGAAGACAAAAUUCGUAUUUUACAAACCACUGACAGUUUGGAAAUGGAUCUUACUGGUAUUAUGACGUUACAGCGCCGUCUAUCUGGAAUGGAAAGAGAUCUAGCUGCUAUCCAAGCUAAACUUACGUCCUUACAGAAAGAGGCUGAGAGUAUCGAAGGCGAACAUCCUGAAGAGGCCGCCGUUAUUCGGGAACGCAUCACGCAAAUCCAAAUCAUUUGGGAGCGCUUGACUCAGAUGUUGAAGGAGCGCGAUUCUAAACUCGAAGAAGCUGGCGAUCUCCAUAGAUUCCUCCGUGAUCUCGAUCACUUCCAGGCGUGGCUUACAAAAACUCAAACCGACAUCGCGUCUGAGGAUACACCUAACUCCUUAUCCGAGGCUGAGAAACUGCUUUCUCAGCACCAGUCUAUUCGCGAAGAAAUCGACAAUUAUACCGACGAUUACACUAAGAUGAUGGAAUACGGGGAAAAGAUAACGGCGGAACCAAGCACUCAGGACGAUCCUCAGUACAUGUUCUUGAGGGAACGUCUGAAGGCGUUGAAAGAUGGAUGGGCUGAGAUCCAUCAGAUGUGGGAGAACAGACAACAACUGCUUUCUCAGUCACUCAGUUUGCAACUGCUCGACAGAGAUGCACGGCAGGUUGAGGUUAUUCUUAACCAACAAGAGCAUAUUCUCGGCAAAGACGAAAGUCCAACAACCCUCGAACAAGCAGAGAAUCUGCUGAAACGACACGAAGCAUUCCUUGCUACGAUGGAAGCCAAUGAUGAUAAGAUUAACGGAGUAGUCGAGUUUUCGCGCAGACUUUGCGACGAAGGUCACUUUGCUUCCGAUAAGAUUGCCAAACGUGCUGACAAUAUUGAUGAAAGACGUCAAGCCAAUAGAGAAAAAGCUCAAGCCCUUCUAGAAAGACUUCGCGAUCAAUUGGAACUCCACCAAUUCUUGAGAGAUUGCGACGAAUUGGGUGAAUGGAUUCAAGAAAAACAUAUCACCGCUCAAGAUGAAACCUACCGAUCCGCCAAAACGGUUCACUCGAAGUGGACGAGACAUCAAGCUUUCGAAGCGGAGAUUGCAGCAAACAAAGAACGUUUACAUAACCUACAAAAAGCAGGCGAAGAAUUGGCUAAAGAGAAACCGGAAUACGUUAGCCAUAUUCAACCUAAAGUAGAAGAAAUGGCGGAUCAGUUCGAUGUGUUGGAACAAACGACCAAAGAGAAGGGUGAACGCCUGUUUGACGCUAACCGCGAAGUACUCAUCCACCAAACCUGCGACGAUAUCGACUCUUGGAUGAACGAACUCGAAAAACAAAUCGAAAGUGACGAUACGGGUUCUGAUUUAGCCUCAGUCAACAUUCUCAUGCAAAAACAACAGAUGAUUGAAACUCAGAUGGCAGUCAAAGCUCUUCAAGUUGGAGAAUUGGAAAAACAAACGAAACAUUUGGAAACGGCUGCUCCAGAAAAGGAUAUGCAAGAAAUCAACUUUAAGAAACAGAAAGUGGAGGAACGCUUCCAACAGCUCAAGCAACCGUUACUGGAAAGGCAGAGGGUACUAGAAAAGAAGAAAGAAGCGUUACAAUUUAGAAGAGACGUCGAGGACGAGUUAUUGUGGAUUGCCGAAAAAAUGCCUCAGGCGACAUCCACCGAAUACGGUAACAGUCUUUUCCAGGUGCACAUGCUAGAAAAGAAGACUCAAUCCCUUCAGACCGAAGUAGAUAACCACGAACCUAGAAUUAAAACAGUUUGCAAUAAUGGUCAGAAAUUAAUUGAUGAAGGUCAUGAAGAUGCGGUUGAAUUCGGCAGACUAAUCAAUGAACUACACAAAGCCUGGCAAGAACUUAAAGAUGCCAUAGAUAAACGCAGGGAGAAUCUGUUAAGGAACGAACGUGCUCAACAGUACCUAUUCGAUGCCAAUGAAGCUGAGUGCUGGAUGAGUGAACAAGAACUGUACAUGAUGGUAGAGGAUAGAGGAAAAGACGAAACGUCUGCUAGGAACUUCAUGAAGAAACACGAAAGUUUAGAGGCGGCGGUAGAGGCCUACGCUGAUACUAUUAGAUCUCUUGGUGAAACCGUAAGGUCUCUGGCUGCUGAGGGUCAUCCUUUGGCUGAACAGGUGGCUGUUAAACAGUCCCAAUUGGACAAGUUGUACGCAGGCCUGAAAGAUCUGGCCGGAGAGAGAAGAGCCAAGCUAGACGAGGCCCUACAGCUUUUCUUACUGAACAGAGACGUCGGAGAUCUCGAACAGUGGAUCGCAGACAGGGAAGUUGUCGCUUCUUCCCACGAAUUAGGCCAAGAUUACGACCACGUCACCUUACUAUGGGAACGAUUCAAGGAGUUUGCGCACGAUACUGAAGCUAUCGGCAGUGAGAGAGUAGCGGGAGUGAACGACACCGCCGACCAACUAAUCGCGGCGGGACAUUCAGAUUCAGCCACCAUAGCUGAAUGGAAGGAUGGCCUCAAUGAGGCCUGGCAGGAUUUAUUGGAACUUAUCGAAACCCGCACCCAAAUGCUCGCUGCGUCUAGGGAAUUGCACAAGUUCUUCCACGACUGCAAAGACAUCCUUAGCCGUAUAAUGGAAAAGCAAGUGUCCAUGUCCGACGAACUGGGAAGGGACGCCGGAUCUGUCAACGGAUUGCAACGGAAACACCAGAACUUCUUGCAAGACUUGCAAACGCUGCAGUCCCAGGUGCAACAGAUCCAGGAGGAGUCUGCUAAAUUGCAAGCCAGCUAUGCCGGAGACCGAGCUAAAGAAAUCACCAACAGGGAGCAAGAAGUCGUUGCCGCUUGGGCGUCGCUACAGGCCGCCUGUGAGCAGCGACGGAGCAAGCUCGCCGACACCGGCGACUUGUUCAAAUUCUUCAAUUGGGUCCGCAACCUGAUGCAGUGGAUGGACGACGUCAUCAGACAGAUGAACACCAGCGAGAAGCCAAGGGACGUCAGCGGCGUGGAGUUGCUGAUGAACAACCACCAGAGCUUGAAGGCCGAGAUUGAGGCUCGGGAAGACGAUUUCACGGGUUGCAUUUCCCUCGGGAAGGAACUGUUGAACAGGAACCACUAUGCCAGCUCGGAGAUCAAGGAUAAAUUGGUAACUUUGAGCAACCACAGGAGCGGUGUCCGUCAACGAUGGGAAGAAAGGUGGGAAAAUCUGCAAUUGAUUUUGGAAGUGUAUCAGUUCGCUAGAGACGCUGCUGUGGCGGAGGCAUGGUUGAUAGCUCAGGAGCCUUACCUUAUGAGCACCGAGCUGGGUCAUACCAUCGACGAUGUUGAGAAUCUAAUAAAAAAACACGAGGCCUUUGAGAAAUCGGCGGCAGCGCAGGAGGAGAGGUUCAGUGCUUUGGAACGAUUGACAACAUUAGAAACAUGUGGUGGUAGUAGAUUGGUGGAAUGCCCUUUGCAUGACUCUUCUGUUUGCAACUUCUCCGUGAUAUUUCCUUCUUUCGAGAAAGUGAGGCCUGCUCCUGUACGGAAUUUGAGCGCGGCGUUCGUUAGGGACACGGUAAAUGCCAUCGUUCGUAACGAGGACAGAUUCUACAAGCCCCGGGUGCCUUGUAGGAGGGUAUUUACGUUGUACGGAGUUAAAAAGUAUUACCCGGAUUACGAAACGAAGGCAGCCAAACAAAAAAGUUUCCUGCACAAAUCGAGUAGUAGAAAACCGGUUAAAAAUAAUAGACCUUCUUGUGUCAGGUCUAUUUCGAUGUACGAAACGGGUCCCAGUAACGAUUUCGAUAAUCAAGUGCCGGACGAUUUCAAAAGCGACAAAUAUAUCUGUUACGACUUUUUGACGGCGGAACGGUUCGCCAAUUAUAUGCAGAAUAACGUUUCUUUUUGUAAGAGCAAGGACAACGUAUCGAAAGACGUGUACGCCAUGAAUUUGUUGAACCUUAAUUUGAAUAAUUCCGCGAAAGUUAAGAAACGGUUAGAAAAAGCAGGAGCGGCCGUUAAGAAAUCCUAUAGAAAGUCUUUUCCUCUCAUGUCUUCUACAGGCGAAUCGUUCGAAUUGAGAGAAAUGAAGAGGAGACAGGAAGCUGCCGAGGCUGAGGAGAGAGCCAGAAGAGAGCAGGAGGAAGCUGAAAGACUGGCGGCUAUCGCAGCUGCACAACCCAAGGAAGCUGAGCAAGUUACAACGGAUCGACCCGAUUCGAGUUCACCAGCUGUGGAAGAACGACCAGUGCAUGGACAACAACAGCCCCGACCUAUGACAUUACCGAGUACUCCCACCGCUAAACCGUCGCCGCCUCAGGCUUCUCCCCGCUCACAAACACUGUCGAGAGUCGAAGAAAAGGCCAAGCGAAAAGAUCGCUCUAGAAGCAAAUCUCCAUUUAGGAGUUUCCGUUGGAAAAAGGGCACCCCCAAAGCUUCCGGAACUCAUAGUGACGACGAGGGUGCUUCUGCUGCUUUACAAGAACACGGCAGCGUAGGAGACGAAGAAGGUUUCGAAGGCCAUCUAGUACGUAAACACGAAUGGGAAAGCACCACGACCAAGGCAUCGAAUAGGUCGUGGGACAAGGUGUUCUGCGUGCUCAGGGGUACGCAGUUUGCUUUCUACAAGGACAGCAAGGCUGCCAAGACCGCACCCGACCAGAGGUUUAAGGGCGAGGCCCCCCUGUCUCUACAUAAGGCCGUUGCCAGCGUAGCGCAGGAUUACAAGAAGAAGAAGCAUGUAUUUAGACUGAAGUUGGAGAGCGGAGGCGAAUUCCUAUUCCAGGCACACGACGAUGCUGAAAUGAACACGUGGAUUUCCCACAUUACUUCUCACGCUGAUACCGAUUCUUCAGGCCCCUCACGCUCGCAGACAUUGCCUGCGUCUGCGCAGAAGGAGGAUUCUAAACGUCGCAGCUUCUUUACCCUUAAGAAAACAUAAAUUGCUACUUCUAUUGAUGAUACCCGUAUCUUUACGCUUUACCUGAAAGGACACUGUCCGGUCUUCGCCCUUCAUUUUUUUUACAAUUAGCAUAUUUAAUAUAUUUUUCUUGUAGUUUGCACAUUAUAAUUAUAGAAAUAUUUUAAAUGUAUAGUAAUAUAUACUAUGUGAUUAAAAAUUAUCGACUGGGGCACAAAAAUACUCCUCGGUGAGCCAGUGUUUAUUAUUUAUUGAAUAAUUAUAAUAAAAUUUAACGUCCCUAUGUAACCUACAAUGUUUAUUGUGGCGGUCCUCACUGCCUCUAUGUUUAUAAUACCUACUCCUUAUAUUACGUUGCAAUAUUUUUUAAAGCUUUGCUUAGCAAAGGUAAGGUGAAAAGUCAUUUUAUUAUAUUUCUUUGUAAUUUGUAGUUAUGUCUAUUUUACAUAUAAAAUGUGUGCUUUUAAAA
Anoplophora glabripennis (Asian longhorned beetle) is the source of this 8444-nucleotide messenger RNA. It is a transcript of the gene beta-Spec, whose product is annotated as spectrin beta chain. The transcript has 13 exons. The record is from RefSeq and is a predicted model, not a curated record. The coding region runs from base 245 to 7996 and encodes 2583 amino acids. Gene Ontology annotation, molecular function: phospholipid binding; structural constituent of cytoskeleton; actin filament binding. Gene Ontology annotation, cellular component: cell projection; cell junction; plasma membrane. Gene Ontology annotation, biological process: neuron development; actin cytoskeleton organization. Lineage: Eukaryota; Metazoa; Arthropoda; Insecta; Coleoptera; Cerambycidae.